Molecule: messenger RNA, 258 nt
Organism: Caenorhabditis remanei
Lineage: Eukaryota; Metazoa; Nematoda; Chromadorea; Rhabditida; Rhabditidae
Exons: 5
Coding region: 1-258 (85 amino acids)
Source: RefSeq, a predicted model, not a curated record
AUGAAUCUCUGGCCCACAGUACAAACUGUUCAAGCAAAAACGAUUGCUUUGUAUCCAUAUGCCCACUACUCACCAAAGAUUAUCAAAUAUCUUUGCUCGGACCGAUUAUUAAUUGAGCAUGGUCCCUGCAAUCCUCCAUUUAAUCUUUUGAUUGUGUUUUUUCAAUUAAUAUUGACUGGGUGUCUUCAUAGUCCCCAGUUCCAACAAUUCACCCCCCAAUUCAUGGCGCUUCCCUGCCAAUUCAAAAGGGGUAAGUGA